AUGUCAUCGCCCGACGCACUCCCCUACCUCCUCUCAAAGGCCCACCACCUCCCCACCCGUCCCGCAUCCCUCCCCUCCCCGCCCCUCUCCGUCGCUUCAGACUCGGCACCCCCAGACUUUGACAUCGACUCCCUCGUCGACCUCGCCACCACCCCGCAGUCCACCACCCUCGUCUCCCCAAAGACGGCCACCGUUUCCCCCACCACCGCUUUUACCUUUGACGCCGCCGGUGACCUCGACCUCGUCUCCUCUUCGGCCGCAAACCCCGCCGGUGCCACCACCGUCGACGCUCUUUCCAAGCACCACUUUGAGCGCUACCUCCACUACCGCGCUCUCGCUGCCCAAGCCCAGGCCGACCUCUCCCUCUCGUACAUCAACGGCCACCUGAUGGCUCCUGACGACCUCCCUUCCCUCAAGGACCGCAACAUGCUCGCCAUCCAGCAGCAGCAAUUCGUCCCCUCGCCGGCCACCCAGGCCCCGAGCCUCUGGAACAACCAGAUCUUCACCUACCAGCAGCAGCAGCAGGCCCAGCAGGCUCAGCAGCACCAGCAGCAGGUCUUCCACGCUCAGCAGCAGGCUCAGGCCCACCUCCAGGCCGCCGAGGCCGCACAGGUCCAGGCUGCCGCCACCCAGCGCAUGUACUACAUGCCCCAGCCUGCCCGUGUCGACGCUGCCGGCCUCAACGCCACCCAGCAGCCCCCUCCCCUCUGGUCCCGCCACUCGGGUAGCACCUCGGUCUCGGGUGCCUCGCCUCCCUUCCCUUCCACCCCGACCUACCAGUCGGCUAACGGUGUCAACUCUGCCGCCGACUCGAACGGUCCCUCGUUCGGCGCAGGCCACCACGACAUGGACGGCGACGAGGAGGACGAGCUCGACUUUGGCUCCCCCGGCGGCGAGCACGGCUCCAUCCCCAACCUCCACGGCGGUGGCCGCGGCUACAUCCCGGGCAAGACCCCCGACGACCCCAAGAAGCGCCACAAGUGCCACGUCUGCGGACGUGGCUUUGCUCGCGCCUUCAACCUCAAGUCGCACGUCCAGACCCACGACCCCCUCCGCCCCAAGCCCCACCAGUGCCCGCACCCCAUGUGCAAGCGCUCGUUCUCGCGUCUUCACGACCUCGAGCGUCACCGCCAGGGCAUCCACUCGGACGGCCCCCUCGUCGACGCAAAGCGCCAGGGCGUCAGCCCCAGCGUCGUCCGCGCCCAGUCGCGCAUGCAGCGUCGCGCCGAGACUGGCGGUCUCAUUUGA
Apiotrichum porosum is the source of this 1248-nucleotide messenger RNA. RefSeq lists its product as uncharacterized. The record is from RefSeq and is a predicted model, not a curated record. Bases 1 to 1248 code for a protein of 415 amino acids. NCBI's taxonomy places the organism in Eukaryota, Fungi, Basidiomycota, Tremellomycetes, Trichosporonales, Trichosporonaceae. Gene Ontology annotation, cellular component: nucleus. The transcript has a single exon.